AUGUCGGCUAAUUGCUGUGCAGUGUAUCUGUUCUUACCUGUGCUCACCUGUGCUCUGAUGCGCAGCCGUUUGUCCAGUAACGCGUUCCCUCGCCGGACGCUCCGCUUCCACGGCAGGGCCGAGCUGUCCGCUUCGCCUCUCCCGGUGCCCGGGAGGAGCAGCGCUGCCGCCUGGCGGGCAGCUGCGGUCAGAGCUGGGAGCGGAGCUUCGGACGGCUGCGGUGGCACCGCGGGGCCUCCGGGUGCCGCUGUUGGCCGCCGCUGCCGCCGCUUCCCGUCCCCGCUGGCUGCUCGCUCGCACGGCUCAUCUCACAGCGUACAGAAGAGACGCGGCGACCGAGCCGGAGCCCGCAUCGCUGCGUUCCGACCUCUUUCGGAGCUCGGGACGGACGGAAUUCAGCUGGAAGCGCUGCGGGAGGAGGAAGGAGAGCGGCGAGCGCUGCUUCCAAUGGCGGGCGGGCGGCGAAGGAGCCGCUGCAGAGCGGGAGAGGGGCUGCUGCUCGCUUUGCUGCUGUGCUGCUGCUGCUGUCGAGCGGCGCCGGAGCGGCUCCGUUACGCUAUUCCCGAGGAGCUGAGCAGAGGCUCGCUGGUGGGGCCGCUGGCGCGGGACCUGGGGCUGAGCCCGGCCGAGCUGCCGGCGCGUCAGCUGCGGCUCAGCUCGGAAAAGCGCUACUUCGCCGUGAACGGGGAGAACGGGAACCUGUACGUGAGCGAGAGGCUGGAUCGGGAGGAGCUGUGCGGCGAGUCGGCGUCCUGUGCCGUCAGCUUCGAGGCGGUGGUGCAGAACCCGCUCAACGUCUUCCAUGUCGAAGUGGCCAUCCACGACGUUAACGACAACGCUCCGCGCUUCAUGCGAGACAGCAUCCAGCUGGAGAUCAACGAGUUCACUCCUCCCGGUGCCCGCUUUGCCGUAGGGAUCGCCGAAGAUCCGGACGUGGGCUCGAACUCGCUUCAGGGCUAUGAGUUGGAGGACAACGAGUAUUUUGCGCUGGAGGUGAAGCAGAGCGAGGAAGGCAGCAAGUUCGCAGAGCUGGUGCUGCGCCGGGCACUGGACCGGGAGCGCGAGCAAAGCCUGCGCCUGGUGCUGACGGCACUGGACGGCGGCGAUCCUCCUCGGAGCGGCACCGCCCAGCUCCUCAUCAACGUCACCGACGCCAACGACAACGCGCCUGUGUUUGCGCAGGAGCGGUACCGGGUGAGCCUGCGCGAGGACGCGCCGCCGGGCUCCGUGGUGCUGCACGUCUCAGCUUCCGACGGCGAUGAGGGCACCAACGCCCGCAUCACGUACGGCUUUGGGGAAAUGCCAUUCAAAGUGCUGCAGAAGUUCGCGGUGAACGCCGAGAACGGGACGGUAACGCUGCGGGAGGAGCUGGAUUUCGAGGACACGCGGGGCUACACGGUGCUGGUGGAGGCGCGGGACGGGGGCGGGCUGGUGGCUCACUGCAAAGUGCAGCUGGAGGUGCUGGACGUGAACGACAACGCGCCCGAGGUGACGCUGACGUCGGUGUCGAGCCCGGUGCCCGAGGACGCACCGCCCGGUACCGUCGUGGCGCUGCUGAAAGUACGGGACCGGGACUCCGGCGAGAACGGGCGGGUGCGGUGCGAGCUGUCGGGAGAGGCGCCGCUGCAGAUCGUGACAUCGUCGGGCGGCUCCUACAAAGUGGUGACGACGGGUGCGCUGGACCGGGAGCGGGCGUCCGAGCACCGGGUGACGGUGAUCGCCACGGACGGGGGCAGCCCUGCGCUGUCGAGCCGCGCGGAUCUGGCGCUGGAGGUGUCGGACGUGAACGACAACGCGCCGGUGUUCGAAGAGGCCGCCUACAGCGCCUACGUGCCGGAGAACAACGCAGCGGGAGAGCCGGUGCUGCGCGUGAGCGCGCGGGACGCGGACGCGGGCGCCAACGGGCGCGUGAGCUACGCGCUGGCGGGCGGCGGCGCGGACGCGGCGUUCGUGUCGGUGCGGGCGGAGACGGGCGAGCUGUACGCGCAGCGCUCCUUCGACUACGAGCGGUGCCGCGAGUUCGCCGUGGAGGUGCGGGCGCGGGACGGCGGGACGCCGGCGCGCAGCGCGACGGCGACGGUGCGCGUCUUCGUGCUGGACCGCAACGACAACGCGCCGCGGGUGCUGUGGCCGGCGGCGGGCGGGGCGGAGGGCGGCGGCGCGGGCGCGGGGCCGUUCGAGGUGGUGCCGCGCUCGGCCGAGGCCGGCUACCUGGUGGCCAAGGUGGUGGCGGUGGACGCGGACGCGGGGCGCAACGCGUGGCUGUCGUACGAGCUGCUGCGGGCGCCGGAGCCGGCGCUGUUCCGCGUGGAGCCGCGCAGCGGCGAGGUGCGCACGGCGCGGGCCGUGUCGGAGCGGGACGCGGCCAAGCAGCGGCUGGUGGCCGUGGUGAAGGACCACGGGCAGCCGGCGCUGUCGGCCACGGCCACGCUGCACGUGGUGCUGGCCGAGAGCGUGCGGGACGCGCUGCCGGAGCUGGGCGAGCAGAACGCUGAGUCCGAGUUGGCUUCUGAUCUGAACCUCAUUCUCGUGGUAGCUCUUGCUUUGGUGUCCUCGCUAUUCGUUUUCACUGUCAUUUUGGUCGUGUUCUUUAAAUGCCGACGCGCCAGGAGCCCCCCCAUCUUUCUGACUUCUGAUAAGGAGCUCUACUCCAGCUUGGGCCCCAAAGCGCCCUUUAACUACUGCAGCAGCACGCUGCCCCUGCCCUAUGCCUACGAGGUGUGCCUGGCCUCCGAGUCGGGCCAGAAGGACUUCACGUUUCUCAAACCCGGGGCAGCAGCCCUCUCUGACCUUCUUUUGGCGGGGGAAGCCAGUGCAGGUGGUCACUCCGAAAAGGACCCUCCCGACCCUGACAGCUCGUCACAGUUUCCCGCCCUUUCUGGCCGCUUCCGCUCCGUUAACUCGCACCGCCGGACUUUCCCCGUGCGUGGGGACGGGAUGAGCGCUCACUGA
Centrocercus urophasianus (Greater sage-grouse) is the source of this 2952-nucleotide messenger RNA. RefSeq names its product protocadherin gamma-B5-like. NCBI's taxonomy places the organism in Eukaryota, Metazoa, Chordata, Aves, Galliformes, Phasianidae. Gene Ontology annotation, molecular function: calcium ion binding. The transcript is spliced from 3 exons. Gene Ontology annotation, cellular component: plasma membrane. Gene Ontology annotation, biological process: homophilic cell-cell adhesion. Bases 1 to 2952 code for a protein of 983 amino acids. The record is from RefSeq and is a predicted model, not a curated record.